Loxodonta africana (African savanna elephant) is the source of this 1266-nucleotide messenger RNA. RefSeq names its product arginine vasopressin receptor 1B (gene AVPR1B). The record is from RefSeq and is a predicted model, not a curated record. Gene Ontology annotation, cellular component: plasma membrane. NCBI's taxonomy places the organism in Eukaryota, Metazoa, Chordata, Mammalia, Proboscidea, Elephantidae. Bases 1 to 1266 code for a protein of 421 amino acids. Gene Ontology annotation, molecular function: peptide binding; vasopressin receptor activity. Gene Ontology annotation, biological process: regulation of systemic arterial blood pressure by vasopressin; cellular response to hormone stimulus; G protein-coupled receptor signaling pathway. The transcript has 2 exons.
AUGGAUUCUGGGCCUCCUUGGGCUACUACCAGCUCCACCCUCGGGGGCACCAGCUCUGUCCCCAAUGCCACAACACCCUGGCUGGGCCGGGAUGAGGAGCUGGCUAAGGUGGAGAUCGCAGUCCUAGCCACUGUCCUGGUGCUGGCAACAGGGGGUAACCUGGCCGUGCUGCUGACCCUGGGCCAGCCAGGCCGCAAGCGCUCCCGCAUGCACCUGUUUGUGCUACACCUGGCCUUGACUGACCUGGGCGUGGCACUCUUCCAGGUGCUGCCCCAGCUGCUGUGGGACAUUACCUACCGCUUUGAGGGCCCUGACCUCCUCUGCCGGGCCGUCAAGUACCUGCAAGUGCUCAGCAUGUUCGCCUCCACCUACAUGCUGCUGGCCAUGACGCUGGACCGCUACCUAGCCGUCUGCCACCCCCUGCGCAGGCUGCAGCAGCCUAGCCAGUCCACCUACCCUCUCAUCACUGUGCCCUGGUUGCUAGCCGGUGUCCUCAGCCUCCCUCAAGUCUUCAUAUUUUCCUUGAGGGAGGUGAUCGAGGGCUCAGGGGUGCUGGACUGCUGGGCCGACUUCCGCUUCCCCUGGGGACUACGGGCCUACAUCACCUGGACCACUCUGGCCAUCUUUGUCCUGCCUGUGGCUGUGCUCACAGCCUGCUAUAGCCUCAUCUGCCAUGAGAUCUGUAAGAACCUGAAAGUCAAGACGCAGGCCUGGAGGAUGGAAGGAGGGGACUGGAGGACUUGGGACAGGCCAUCCCAGUCAGCCCCAGCUGCAUCCAUGCGGGGGCUGCCAUCCCGGGUCAGCAGCAUCAGCACCAUCUCCCGGGCCAAGAUCCGAACCGUGAAGAUGACCUUUGUCAUUGUGCUGGCCUACAUCGCCUGCUGGGCACCCUUCUUUAGCGUUCAGAUGUGGUCCGUGUGGGACGAGAAUGCACCUGAUGAAGAUUCGACCAACGUGGCUUUCACCAUUUCCAUGCUGUUGGGGAACCUCAGCAGCUGCUGCAACCCCUGGAUCUACCUGGGCUUCAAUAGCCACCUGCUGCCACGCCCCCUGCACCAGCUGACCUGCUCGGAGGGUCCCCAGCCCCAGAUGAGCCGGCAGCUCUCCAGCGGGAGCCUCUCAAGCCGCCGCACCACCCUGCUUGCCCGCUCCAGCUGCCCGCCCACCCUCAGCCUCAGCCUCCGUGGGAGGCCUGGGCCUGAAGAGUCACUGAAGGACCUGGAGCAGGAGGGCGGGGAGACCAUCACUGAGAUGGGUAUCUUCUAG